AUGUCGGGCUCUUUUUUCGCUGCACCGAACCAGCAGCGCCAUCUGCGCGCCUGCAUGGUGUGCUCAAUCGUCCAGACUCAUACUGUGAAAAUUCACCCGCGACGGCUGUCCCAACUGCGAGACCAUUCUCCAGCUCCGGGGAACAACGAUGCGAUCCAAGAGUGCACAUCGCAGGUGUUUGAGGGCUUGAUCUCAAUUCGCGAUCCUUCCGCUAGCUGGGUUGCCCGCUGGCAGCGUCUAGAUAACUACGUCCCGGGGACCUACGCUACAAAGGUGUCAGGAUCGCUCUCCGAAGAUAUUAUCGGCUCUUUGGAGGAUUCCGGCGUUAAAUAUGUCCCGCGCGAUGGAAGUACCGGCGAAGAGGAG
Penicillium chermesinum is the source of this 366-nucleotide messenger RNA. RefSeq names its product transcription elongation factor SPT4 (gene spt4). The annotation marks the transcript as partial. Gene Ontology annotation, molecular function: zinc ion binding; RNA polymerase II complex binding. Lineage: Eukaryota; Fungi; Ascomycota; Eurotiomycetes; Eurotiales; Aspergillaceae. Gene Ontology annotation, biological process: chromatin organization; mRNA processing; regulation of transcription elongation by RNA polymerase II. The record is from RefSeq and is a predicted model, not a curated record. The transcript has 4 exons. Gene Ontology annotation, cellular component: DSIF complex; nucleus.